AUGAACUUUUCAAAAAAAAGUUCAUGUUCAACACAUUACAAACCUCAUUAUGUACCAGCAUAUGAACGAUUAUUACGACGAAAUCAGUUAUGGAAGCCUCAAAAGGUGAAACAAGAACAAGAUUUACAAGAAGAAUGUCGGACAGGAAAAUUAACACCAUUCCAACAGCCUAAAAAUUAUUUAUGUUAUUUUAUACAUGAACAAACUGAUAUUUUGAAAAUUGAUGAAUUAAUUGAUCAAGCAAAAUUAACAAAUCAUUUCUCAAUCGAUACUGAAGAUGAUGCAUUAACACAUAAACCGGCAACAUUACGAGUCGAAUUUAUUCGUCAAACAUUACCAUCAAUUGUUAUUAUUAUUGAAGUUCAAUAUUUACCACCGGUUACAAAUCCAUUAUUUAAAAAAAUACAACAACUAUCAUCACAAGAACUUAAAAAAUUUAAUUCAUUUAAUCUAUUUAAUACAAAUAUUAAAAUUCAAGAAUCUGAUAUACAAGCCGAAUACAGUGGUGGUCAAAAAGCAGCAUUACAAAAAAUUAUUAAAUAUAAAUUUAAGGAAUAUUUAAACAAAACCGCUACAUUAGGUGAAUGGGCAUGCGGCAUUGAUUUAGUAUUAGGUACUUAUUUACCAUUAGAUGUAGUUGGUCCCGAACGUACAUACCGAAUUAAAGAAGAGAAAAAAUAUCGAUCAAUAUUAAAAGAAUAUGCAAUAAAUGAUGUCUUUGCUGUUACUAAAUUAUCGUACAAAUUAAAUUUAAUAAAAUUUUUAGCAACUAAUGAUUAUGAAGAUAUUUCUGAAGAUGAAGAUAAUAUUGAUUUACAACAAGAAUUAUCAAUUGAUAUACCAUCAACAUAUGAAGAAUUAAUAGUUCAUGUAACCGAUGAACUAGAAGAAAUUAAUGAAGAUAAAUUAUCAUAUCAACAACGUGAAGAUCUUGAACCAACUCAACAAAUAAGUAUAUUUAAUCAAAUCGAAAGUUUUAAUACUAUUUUAGGACCUCAUGGAAAUUUUUCAGACAAUCAAAUUUAUGAAUCACUUAAUAGUAAUACAAUAUAUGUUGAACCAGAUGUUAUUGAAUUUCAACCUGAUGAUGAUAUGGAUACACAAUCUAUACCUGAAAUUAUGAAGCUUCAUUUUCAUCAUGAACCAGGUCAUCGACUUAUACAACAACAUCGUAAUGAACAGUCAUCACCUCAACAGAUGACAGUUCAUGUAAGAAAUGAACCGAAUUAG
Molecule: messenger RNA, 1230 nt
Organism: Rotaria sp. Silwood1
Lineage: Eukaryota; Metazoa; Rotifera; Eurotatoria; Philodinida; Philodinidae
Source: the annotation of a GenBank genome assembly